AUGAAGGCGAAACGCCUAUCAUCCGACACAUAUAGAGGUGGUAAGAGCUACAGCAGCUUCGUCGACAUUACAUUCCACUCCGCCAACCUUUUAGGAUUGGUGGGGGAAUGGAGGGUCGAGGAGGCACUGACCAGCUCGGACCACAACGCCAUUCUGUUUGAGUUAAAAGAAACCAAAUUGAAAGGGGUAACGAUGGAAAGAACAACGAGGAUCUACAACACAGGGAAGGCGCACUGGACUAAUUUUCGUGAGAAAAUUGGCCAGCUGCUAGAAAGGGAAAAGAUGAGUGCAGAAAGCAUAGAGAAGAUAGUCAAGGAGAAUGAGUUGAACAGGGCGGUUGAGAAGUAUACAGAAAUGAUUAAGAAAGCAUGUGAAGAAAACAUACCAAAGCUAGGAAAGACUAAGAAACUUACCGUACCGUGGUGGACCCAGGAACUGGCAGAAAUGAAGAAACAGGUCAAAACUAAGAAAAGAAGAAUCAGGUGCGCAGCAGCAUCUCGAAGACCGAAAGUGGUAGAAGAAUACCUGAAAAUAAAAGAAGAAUACGAAGUUAAUAUAAAAGACGCAAAAUUAAGAAGUUGGAAAGAAUUUUGUAGUAAACAGGAUAGGGAAGGGAUGUGGGAAGGAAUAUAUAGAGUGAUCAAAAGGACAGAAGUUAGAAAAGAGGAUGUGCCUUUAAUAAAGGAAGGAAAAGUGCUGGGGAUGGAAGAGUCUGCAGAAUUAUUAACGAGAACCUUUUACCCUGAUGAUGACGAGGGCGAAGAUAAACAGGUGCACAAGGAAACAAGGGCAAAAGCGCGGUUGGUGAACGAGGGCCCCGGUGACGACCGUCCGGAGCCUCCGUUCACAGAACAUGAGCUGGGAAUGGUCCUGAGCACAUUUAACCCCAAAAAAGCACCUGGACGAGACGGACUGACCCUGGACAUCUGCAGGGAAGCAAUUAUGGCCGAACCGACACUUUUCCUCGCGCUCAUAAAUAGGUGCCUCACAAUAGGACACUUCCCCACCAUCUGGAAGGAGGCCACCGUGGUGAUACUUCGGAAGCCGGGUAGGACGGACUACACAACUCCGAAGGCGUACCGACCGAUUGGCCUGCUUCCAGUGAUGGGGAAGAUUGCGGAAAAACUCUUUGUGAGAAGAGCAAGCUGGCACAUCAUGCCAAAAUUGAGCGCGAGGCAGUACGGGUUCAUGCCGCAACGUAGCACCGAGGACGCCCUCUAUGACCUGUUGAGCCACAUAAAAAACUCUCUUCGCGAAAAGAAGAUCGCAGUAUUGGUCUCACUCGACAUAGAGGGCGCCUUCGACAGCGCAUGGUGGCCGGCCAUAAGGUGCAGACUGGCGGAGACGGGAUGCCCUAAAAAUUUGAGGAGGGUCUUCGAUGGUUACCUGAAAAAUAGGAAAGUGAAAUUGAGGUACGGGGGGAGCGAGAUAGAGAGGAAUUGUAUGAAAGGUUGCGUGCAAGGAUCCAUAGGGGGCCCAAUACUAUGGAACCUGUUGUUGGACCCCCUACUGCAAGGCCUUGAAAGAAAGGGAGUCUGCGCCCAGGCAUUCGCGGAUGACGUUGUCUUGGUCUUCGACGGCCACACUGCCCGGGAGAUCGAAGGGAAGGCCAACGCAGCCCUCGCCUAUGUUCGGGAGUGGGGCGUCAUGAACAAGCUGAAGUUCGCACCACACAAAACCAAAGCUGUGGUUGUGACUAAGAAGCUGAAGCAUGAUACCCCACGACUGAGCAUGGGCGGGGAGGGCAUUGAGGUGGUGAGAGAGGUGAGGCUUCUCGGACUAAUAAUAGACGAGAGCCUCACCUUCAACACCCACGUCAAAACCAUCUGUGCGAAGGCCCACCGGAUCUUCCACCAGCUGGCAAGAGCGGCAAAAAUUAGCUGGGGCCUCGACACGUCAAUCAUCAGGACCAUCUAUACUGCAGUCAUAGAACCCGUCCUGAUGUAUGCCGCGGGUGCAUGGGGGCAGGCUGUAAGUAAAAAGUGUGUAAGAGUUCAGUUUGACAGAAUUCAGAGAGUGUUUUUACAGAGGAUAUGUAAGGCGUACAGAACCGCAUCGCUACACUCAGUGCAAAUCCUCACAGGUAUUUUACCCAUUAACCUGAGGAUUGAGGAGGCGGCGGUCCUGUACAGGGUGAAAAGAGGUCUAAGUCCCCUCCCGUAUCUCGACGCGGACAUAGAGACAAGAGUUAGACCAAACGAACUCCCUCACCCUGCUGACGAGCCGCGUCUGACGUUUGACCAAUACAGCCUGGAACUGGGACUUGACGAACAGACAGACGCUACAAAUAUAUACACCGACGGUAGCAAGACUGAUGACGGGGUGGGUGCCGCAGUAGUGCUGCGAAGACUUGACAAAGAACUCAAGACUGUUAAAAUAAAACUGGCGACUUACUGUACUGUCUUUCAGGCCGAAAUGGUGGCGCUGCACAAGGCGGUGCAACUGGCAACGAAAGUCGCCAGCCCAAGGGUGAACCUGUGCAGCGACUCCAGAUCGGCCUUGGAUGACAUAGUGAGCGGUCGCUCCCUCAGUCCCCUCGUUGUGCAAAUUAGAGAGACCCUUGGGAGCCUCUCCAACCACAAGGAGGUGAGGCUCUACUGGAUUAAAGCACACGUGGGUCACGAGGGGAAUGAGAGAGCCGACCAGCUCGCUAAGGAGGCCGCACAUGACAAAAAGAGAAAACCCGACUAUGACAGAUGUCCAGUCUCAAAAAUAAAAAGACUUUUGAGAACCGACUCGAUUCGGCGGUGGGAGGAGGAAUAUGGAGGUGGAACAACGGCUUCCACCACCAGGUUCUUCCUUCCAACCGUCGCAUCUGCCCUUAAGGCAAUGAGAGAGGUGAGGCUGGACAGCGAACUAACACAGGCCCUAACGGGCCAUGGUGGGUUCGCCGCUUACCUCCACAGAUUUAAAUUAAAAGAUGACCCCACUUGCAUCUGUGGGGAGGGCGACGAAACUGUAUUGCACCUGUUAACUCGCUGUCCAGUUCACGCGCGAGACAGAGCUGAAAUAGAAAUGAGACUGGACAUAAACUUGACUGAAAAUAGUUUGUCGGAAAUAUUCUCCAGCAAUGAAGCGAGGCCAAAAUUAGUAAAAUAUAUAAAGAAAAUAGUACAGAAGGCAAACGCCAGAAAUAAGUAA
Molecule: messenger RNA, 3141 nt
Organism: Leptosia nina
Lineage: Eukaryota; Metazoa; Arthropoda; Insecta; Lepidoptera; Pieridae
Source: the annotation of a GenBank genome assembly